Messenger RNA from Danio aesculapii, 2133 nucleotides. It is a transcript of the gene cyp46a1.1, whose product is annotated as cholesterol 24-hydroxylase. The record is from RefSeq and is a predicted model, not a curated record. Lineage: Eukaryota; Metazoa; Chordata; Actinopteri; Cypriniformes; Danionidae. Gene Ontology annotation, biological process: cholesterol catabolic process. Gene Ontology annotation, molecular function: heme binding; iron ion binding; cholesterol 24-hydroxylase activity. The transcript is spliced from 15 exons. Bases 88 to 1593 code for a protein of 501 amino acids.
GCUUGCAACUGCACCUACAUUCAUUCAACAUUUGAUAGUAGUUAGAGGCAGUGUGCAGACGUUUACUGAGCUACAGUAUAAGCCAUCAUGAUCUCCGAAUGGAUCUUAUAUAUCAUUUUUUACCUGCUCUCUGCUGUUUUUACAGCGUUUUUUGUGUAUUGCCUGUACAUUCAUCAUCUUCAUCAGAAAUAUGAUCAUAUACCUGGACCUCCAAGAGACAAUUUUCUGCUUGGACAUUCACCAUCUCUAACUAAAGCAGUUUAUUCCGACAACAACCUUAUACAUGACUUGUUUCUUCAAUGGGCAGAAAAAUAUGGCCCUGUUUACAGGAUUAACAUGUUGCAUUAUGUCACAAUAGUGGUUUACUGCCCAGAGGCUACGAAGACAAUCAUGAUGUCACCAAAGUAUACCAAAGAUCCAUAUGUCUACAAACAACUCUUUAACUUGUUUGGGAAAAGGUUCUUAGGAAAUGGGCUCAUUACAGCUGUGGACCAUGACAUCUGGUACAGGCAGCGUCGCAUCAUGGAUCCCGCCUUCAGCAGCACAUACUUACGAAGCUUGAUAAGCACAUUUGACGAGAUGUCAGAACGCCUGAUGGACAAGCUGGAGGAAAUGGCCAACAACAAAACACCUGCCGUCAUGCACGACCUGGUCAACUGUGUUACACUUGAUGUCAUUUGCAAGGUGGCUUUUGGUGUUGAUUUAAAUUUAUUAAAUCAAAAGGAAAGUCCCUUCCAGAAUGCAGUAGAGCUGUGCUUAAAGGGCAUGAUAUUGGAUGUCAGGGACCCAUUAUUUAGGAUUUUUCCUAAAAAUUGGAAGCUUAUACAGCAAGUUAGAGAUGCAACUGAACUCUUGCGUAAAACGGGAGAGAAAUGGAUACAAAACAGGAAGACAGCAGUGAAAAAUGGAGAGGACGUCCCCAAAGACAUUCUCACACAAAUCCUCAGAACAGCAGAGGAGGAAAAUGUUAAUAACACAAAAGAUCUUGAGCAGAUGUUGGACAAUUUUGUGACUUUCUUCAUUGCUGGCCAAGAGACAACAGCCAAUCAGCUCUCAUUUGCAAUCAUGUCAUUAGGGAGAAAUCCAGAGAUAUAUAAACGAGCUAAAGCAGAGGUGGAUGAAGUCCUCGGGACCAAAAGAGACAUUUCAAAUGAAGACCUUGGAAAAUUGACUUACUUGUCUCAGGUGUUGAAGGAAACCCUGCGUCUGUACUCCACUGCGCCAGGAACCAAUCGCUGGCUUCAUGAGGACAUGGUGAUAAACGGCAUUAAAAUCCCCAGAGGCUGUUCUGUUAUGUUCAGUUCUUAUAUCUCCCAAAGACUGGAAAAGUUUUUCAAAGAUCCGUUAAAGUUUGAUCCAGAAAGGUUUGAUGUGAAUGCACCAAAGCCUUAUUACUGCUACUACCCAUUUUCACUUGGUCCACGAACGUGUCUUGGGCAGGUCUUCGCACAGAUGGAGGCAAAACUUGUACUUGCCAAACUGCUCCAGAGAUUUGAGUUCAGUCUGGUCCCUGGACAGUCUUUCGACAUUAAAGACAACGGAACUCUACGGCCCAAGAGCGGAGUGAUCUGCAACAUUAAGCAGUGCUCAUAGUUUAGUCUCUAAUGACAGCUCUUCUGAAAUAAAUGAUCUUGUAUUUGUCAAACAUGUGUCAGAGAAUGUACGUUGUAACAGAGCAAUCACUGGUGAUGACCCUUCAAUUGAUUAACGUUAAUAAAAAUAAAUUAACUCAAAGUGCAUUAAUCAAUAUUAACAAGCACAAUUUUAGAUUUUAUUAGUGCAAUAGUAAAUGUUGAACUAUGAUUAUUAUUAAUCUGCUAAUAAAAUACAAGUAUUAUUAAAUGCUGUACAAGAUUGUUCAUUAGUUCAUGUUAGUAAAUACACUAACAUUAAAUAAUGGACAAUUAUUUUAAGUGUUACCUUAUAAACUUGAAAAGUCAUGCACAAUGGGAGCCAAUGAAAACACUGGUGAAAAUGUUUUGGUUUUGCUAAUUUCAUUCAUUUUUUUAUUAUAGACUAUUUAAUCAGCUGAACAUUUUUUAGUGAAAAGCUCACUUGUAUAAUCCUUCUCAUAUUGAUCACAUCACAUAAUAUAAACAACAGAGAUUAAACGAUGCAUUAAAACAUUUAUAA